AUUUAAUUUCACAAGUUAUGUCUCUUGCAUUAAAAAAAAACGACGAAAUAAACCUUUUGUGUAGUGUAGUUUAUCACGUAUCAUUUUGCAUAUUUCUUUCAUUAUUAGUUUUACAUAACGCUCUCAUAGCUAUAAAAAUAAUAAUUUUCAUCUUAAGUGACUAUAUUUCAACAUUCACAAAACAAUUCAUAAUGAUUGCCGCUGAAAGAAGCACUAGCAUUACUAAAUCUUGUUUGGUCUUGGUUGAAUUCUUGGCCAUGAAUUAUAUUAAAUAUAUUGAUUUCGCUAUUGAAGAAGAAAAGGUUUCUUCUGAAAAAGGUCCUAUUAAAACAAUCUUGUCAACCGCUUCUAAAAAAGUACUCCCUCAAGUAAAGAAAGAUGUCGUUUCUACUCAAAAAAAUACUCCUGUUGUUUCUCCUGAAAUUUUAAAGAAAUCUGAAGCUGUUCGAAAAAGUACUUCAACUCCUACUAAUACUGCUAAUAAAAAUACCGAAGCUUCUCCUGCUCUUUCAAUAUUUGCUGAACUCUCUUUAAGAAAAGCUGAAAAGGACCAAUUGUCUUUGGACCAACGACAUCGACCUUCUGUCCCAUCAUCUCUUGGGGGAAGUCGUACUGGUGAUUGGAAAUCAUUGGAUUAUUAUCCAAGUAAACGUCAUUCAUCUCCUGCUCCAGAAAAACCAAAACGCACGACAACAAUGAAAUUAAUGAAUUCAACCGCUGCAAAUCGUGUAUUAAAAAGUAAAAGAAGAGUACAAGAUCAUGAUGAUGAUGAAGAUGAAGUAAUCCGAUCUAAAUCAACUCAAAAACAAAAAGUUAAACCACAAUUAAAAGAGAUAAAUUUAAAUUUAUUUGAUGAAAGACCUUCACUUUCUCAACCUCCUCGUAAACAUCAUUUAAAUAAAUCUCCUGGAAUGAAUUUACAAAUUGCUAGAAGAUAUUUAAAAGCUAUGGUUAAAGUUAGAAAACAUAGAAAUACCAUAUAAUACUUUAUAUUAUUAUUUAUUUUAAUUAAUUAUUUUUUUUUUCAUUUGUAAGUUUAUAAAUUUUUUUGCAUAAUAAUUUUUUUUUUUCUCUCUCU
Molecule: messenger RNA, 1078 nt
Organism: Rhizophagus irregularis DAOM 181602=DAOM 197198
Lineage: Eukaryota; Fungi; Glomeromycota; Glomeromycetes; Glomerales; Glomeraceae
Source: RefSeq, a predicted model, not a curated record